UUCCGGGCGUACAACAACAUGCAAGCACGGAGUCCACUCUUGACGCAGUGGGAGACAACACUCAUAAUAUACUUCCUCGGAGACCUAUCCGCGCAAACCGUCCAAACAAACGCCUACACCGAAGCCCGAUACGAGCCCAUUCGCGGCUUCCGCGCCAUGUUCAUCGGCGGCAUCAUCAGCAUCCCCAGCUACAAAUGGUUCCUCUGGCUAGGGCGCAACUUCAACUACGCCUCGCACCUGAAGAGCCUCGCGGCGAAGAUCGUUGUCUCACAGAUGCUCUUCACGCCCAUCUUCAACACGUACUUCUUCAGCAUGCAGACGCUCCUCUCUGGCGGGAGUCUCAAAGACGCGCGGGAUCGUGUGGUCGCCACGGUGCCGGUGAGCUGGAAGAAUAGCUGGAAGCUUUGGCCGGCGGUGACGGCGUUUACGUUUACGUUUAUUCGCCCGCAGAAUCGGAGUGUUUUUGCGGGCGUGGUGGCGAUUGGGUGGCAGACUUAUUUGAGUUGGUUGAAUCGG
Molecule: messenger RNA, 516 nt
Organism: Zasmidium cellare ATCC 36951
Lineage: Eukaryota; Fungi; Ascomycota; Dothideomycetes; Mycosphaerellales; Mycosphaerellaceae
Exons: 1
Cellular component (GO): membrane; cytoplasm; mitochondrion
Source: RefSeq, a predicted model, not a curated record